This is a messenger RNA of Aureobasidium melanogenum CBS 110374, 1401 nucleotides long. RefSeq lists its product as uncharacterized. The record is from RefSeq and is a predicted model, not a curated record. Bases 1 to 1401 code for a protein of 466 amino acids. The transcript has a single exon. NCBI's taxonomy places the organism in Eukaryota, Fungi, Ascomycota, Dothideomycetes, Dothideales, Saccotheciaceae.
AUGACUCUCCCAUCGAAUCUCUUUGUUGAGCCUGCCUACAUUCUCACUAUACCACACAUUUCCGCAGUCGAAUUCUGCAUUCUUGGCCUGGCCUUUCGCUUUGCUUUGCUUGGCCGUGUAGAUGCUGCGCGUGACUUUACCGAGCUUUAUUACUCUCGCCCAGCACUGGAAAAUCUGAACUUACGUGCACUGGUCGUGUAUUGGCGAAUGACAGAAUUCCCCACCGGCAUUCCAGAAGACUUUACGACAGAUGCCUUCUUCGAGGACUACAUCAAAUCGUACGGUUAUGAAGAUUUGCGAUGGCCCGCCGAUGUUAAGCCACAUCAGCGCACUGAAGACGAAGCUGGCUUAAAUGCCAUCUUGUCAUCUGAUCAAGGUUCCAAGUACCGCAUGAGCCCAGCAAUCAUACCGGCUUUGGAGAUGACUGUCAAACUUGCUGAAGAACGCAAUGUUGAUCCUCUGACUGAUCCCAAGAUCAAUGAGAUUCUGGCAACAUUUCCGAAGCGAUCAUUCAGCACCUUGGAAGAAUCUUCCUUGGUCGGAUCUCCUCGUUGUGCAAGAGUGUUCAUGUCCGGAGCUUUGGCCAGAAUAUGGGGUCUGUCUGAUCAAGAGCUUGACUCACGAGCUGCCGAACUCCUCGAAGCAUCUCGACAACGCUAUUGGUAUGGACCCUCAUCUCGAGGUCCAGAAACCAUAUCGGAGCUCCUUCAGUCUUGUAACAAUGACACCAUAGCAAGAUCAGAUUUGCACUGGCAAGAGUUGGGCGAAGAGAAGCCUACCACGCUCUAUCGGUCGCCCGCUUCAGACGAGCAAAUCUCAAAUCUUGAACAAAGACUCAACGUGACUCUCCCCGAAGACUUCAAAGCCUUUUUACGCAUCAGCAACGGCUUCAGAUUAGAGACUACCGACUUUGGGGGCAUUUGGAAUGGCUACUUUCCCGGCCCGUAUCUCCGAUCUGUUGAUGAAAUCGACUGGAUUGAUUGCAGACAAUGCAAGCUCGGGUUUUAUCAACUGACUCUGCCUGGUUUGCUCAAGGAUUAUCGCGAUUCUACUCAAGCAGAUGGCGAAAAACUCCCAAAUACACCUAUCUUCACCGACGUCGUCUGUAUAGCCAACGAAGAUAUCUAUAGGAUAUGGCUUAUUCCUCCUCGACUGAUGCAGCAGAUGCGGGACCACUACAAGCAGCUGUACGAAAUGGUGAAUGACGCAGGAAAACGAAUUAUUGAGCGCGCCAUUGAUGAUUUUGCUGGUAGUCGGGACGAGUGGGAGAAACUAGACUGGGGGUGUUGGGCCAGUGGCGGUGAGAUUUCAGAGGACAGUUUCAAGAGUUUCAAAGCAUGGCUGGAAAACGCCGCUUGGAAUGCGAAGAAUGCAGGUAGAGACUAUGGCGAGGAAGAAUGA